GUGUGUGUUUUGUUUGGCCGCAUGGAUUACUCACUCGUGGCACGUCAGCUGUAGAGCCCUCAGUCCAACUGCUGCUCACGGCUGGAGGCGGAUCAAUGGAAGUGCGCUGAGUAAUGAGGUGACGCUCCUGUUUUCAGAAGCUCUAAGACCCAAAGGCCAGCCUCUGUUUAAACCCUGCAUCAACACCCACUUAGCGGACCUUUAGCAUUACAAUGGACAUAUUUGCCCACAAGAGCACCUGAAACCUAAAGAUUUGGACUGUCUUUUAAAUAACAUUCCCACUUUUAAAGCGACAGCCUCAAAGUGAAAGUCAGGAGGGUUCCCUCGCCAUGGUGUUGCCGCCCCCAGACAAACGCCAUGUGUGCCUGACCACGAUUGUCAUCAUGACCAGCAUGGCCUUCAUGGAUGCCUACCUGGUGGAGCAGAACCAGGGUCCCAGGAAGAUUGGUGUGUGCAUUAUAGUGCUAGUAGGGGAUGUAUGCUUCCUCAUUGUGCUGCGCUACGUUGCAGUGUGGGUUGGUGCCGAAGUACGCACUGUUCGACGAGGAUACGCCAUGAUCCUCUGGUUUCUCUACAUCUUUGUCCUGGAGAUCAAGCUCUACUUUGUCUUCCAGAAUUGUAAGGCCGAUAGGAAGAGUCUGGAGACAGUAGCACGGAAGACUUUGACAUUACUAUUGUCAGUUUGCGUUCCAGGUUUGUAUUUAGUCCUGGUGGCACUGGAUAGUAUGGAGUACGUGAGAACUUUCCGGAAAAAGGAGGACAUGAGGAGCCGUCUCUUCUGGGUGGCGCUGGACCUACUGGACCUGCUGGAUAUCCAAGCCAACUUGUGGGAACCGCAGCGGACAGGGUUGCCCAUCUGGGCAGAAGGUCUCAUGUUCUUCUACUGUUACAUCCUGCUGCUCAUCCUGCCCUGUGUGUCGCUCAGUGAAAUUAGCAUGCAGGGGGACCAGAUGUCGCCCCAGAAGAUGAUGCUAUACCCAGUCCUAAGCCGUACCAUCAACAUGGUGACAAUCAUACGCGGGGUGAACAUGGUGCUCUUUCAGGACAGUCGUGUUUCUACCAUUUUCGGCAAAAACGUGGUGGACAUUGCCACCAAGGCGUACUUCUUGGAGUACCGUAGACAAGUCAAGGAGUUCCCCCACCCGCAGAACGCCAUGGCACUGGAGCUACAGCAGAACUCCGUUACCCACCCACAGCCACUGCCCAAUGCCACUACCUUACCCCAUGAACCCUCACCGGCACAGGACCUCAUUGACACAUGACCCACCAGCGCGGACUUCCCACCAGAACAAACUGAUGCAUUUCUACAAAGUUCCAGGUGGUGGACAGAGAAAUAGUCUGCAUGACAGGAUCAUAUUCCCUUGUGAACUUCUACAAACCUACUGAGAGAUUUUCAGCACCACCUGCCGGUCGGAACAUUGUUAACUUGAUUCUGAGUGUGGUGUGUAAAUGUGAAAAAAUGUUUUUAACUGUGAUGUGUUUUUAAUUGUUUAAAUGUUUAUGAACAGACAAUCUCCACUGUGCAGACAUCAUCUUCAUUAAAUCGGACAACUGGUCCCAUCUCAGUGAAUAUCUUGCUUUCAUUUUCUUUCGGUUAAGGUCACUUUUUUUGACAGUGGCAUUUUAUUUGAACCCCAGUGCCAAAGGGCAUUGCACUCGGCACAGAGCUCUUCUGAUGGAGAAGAGAAGCAGAAAACAACAAGCAUCAGUCAAGAGAAGGUGACAAUGCAGCGCGAGAUCAAAGUGC
Molecule: messenger RNA, 1747 nt
Organism: Thalassophryne amazonica
Lineage: Eukaryota; Metazoa; Chordata; Actinopteri; Batrachoidiformes; Batrachoididae
Gene: tmem121ab
Product: transmembrane protein 121Ab
Source: RefSeq, a predicted model, not a curated record